AUGCGUUGCCUUCGUUCUUCUGUAGCUGCAGUCGCUGCACUGAUCUCGCUCGUGGGCGCGCAGACCUUCCGGCGACUUGGCACCUGUCCAACUCUUGGUUGUGUUAUUCCACCAGAUCAGCAAGACUUCCUGGCUGGACAGUACUUCGAUAUCAGGGUCGAGGUCCACGCUCCAGUGAAUGGAUCAGAAGCGACAGAUGGCAUUCCUGAUGUGAACUUCAGCUUCACCAUUGGCAAAGUUGGUGCCGAGGCCAAGAGUGCUUCAGAGUUCCUGGGUUUAGGUGAGCCAGAGCUUGAAACUUGGGACUUUAGCUGGUACGAAGACCUGUUCGCACAAGAUGCUAAAACACCUUCCAUGGUCAACGUGGCUUCAAAGGCAUGGCGAAGAGUGGCUUUGUACGAGCCCGGAGACUAUGUGGCAACUCUGAAAUACAACCACACGGAGACAGUCGCUCACUGGCACGUCCGAGACAUCGAACAGGUCCGCAAGACCAAGAAUGUCCUCCUUUUCAUCGGAGACGGCAUGACCACAAAUAUGAUCACUGCUGCUCGUCUCAUUGCACACAAGACGAUCAAUGGCAAAUAUCAGAGCACUCUAGCUUUGGACAAGUUCCCCGUGGUCGGUCACCAGAUGACACACUCGAUCGACUCGUUCAUUACUGAUUCUGCCAACUCCGCGACCGCUUUGUAUUCUGGACACAAAUCAGUUGUCAAUGCGCUUGGUGUCUAUGGAGACUCAUCUCCAGAUCCAUUCGAUGACCCCAAGGUCGAGUCGAUCGCCGAGAUCUUCCACCGACUCUAUGCGGGCCAUGUUGGUAUCGUUUCGACCGCCUACAUUGCAGAUGCUACUCCAGCUGCUCUUACUGCCCACACUAGAGAUCGAGGCGAAUAUCCACAUGUUAUCGAUACCUUUAUCCAUGGUGUGGUGAACUACACCUGGACUGAAUGGUCCGGACCUGAUGUUCUCUUCGGAGGUGGGGCUGAGAACUUCUGUGCCAAGAAACUUGGUGGCGAUACGUAUAAGGAUCAAGACUAUUACAAGGUGUUCGGAGAUGCUGGAUACAACGUGGUAUACAACAAGACCACUCUCGAUGCUACGCCAAGUGACCAACGCACUCUGGGCAUCUUCACAAAAUCAAACAUGGCAAAGUGGCUCGACAGGAAUAUCUACACGGCCAACCUCAACCAGGGCAAGAAUUAUCCGGACUGCCAGGGCGGUAACGCAACCGAUCAGCCUGGACUCAAGGAGAUGACGCUCAAGGCCAUCGACAUCCUCCACAACCGCGCUGGAGACAAAGGCUGGUUCAUCAUGUCCGAAGCCGCUUCAGUGGACAAGAUGAUGCACGUUCUCGACUACGACCGUGCUCUUGGUGAGCUGUUGGAGCUCGAUGACACUGUAAAGCACUCAAUCGAGCACCUUAAGGAGUUGGGCAUCUUCAAGGACACGUUGAUCGUGGUUACAGCUGAUCACGGCCAUGGUUUCGAUGUCUUCGGUUCUUACGACACCAAGUACGCCGACGCUCAGGGCAACGACCGCGACAAGCGCCAUGCUGUCGGAACAUACGCAGAGUCUGGCCUCUCCCAGUACAUCAAUACGGGCAAUCUCCGAUACUCUGAUAGCAACUUCCCGUCCAACUGGGAUCCUCGAUAUACUCUCGCGCAAGGUGUCGGUGCCAACCCAGAUCAUCGCGAGAACUAUCGUGUCCACAAAGACGGACCAAGAGUCCCCGCUAAGAACAUCACUGGUUUCUCAAGUACCGACUUUUUCGUGAACCCAACAGAUGAUCAGAAUGGAUUUAUCGUCAAUGGAACGCUUCCAACUUCCGCCGACCAGGGCGUCCACUCUCUGACCGACGUCGCUCUGUUCGCGAUGGGCCCUUGUCAAGAAAUCUUCGGCGGCGUAUACAACUCCAUUGAUGUUUUCUUCAAAAUGGCAGAUUGUCUUGGUUUGAGUGAGGUCAAGUCUAAGAAUGGCCAUGAUUACAAGGACCACAAGGACAACUGGGGCAAGGGAGGUCCAGAGAAUUAUCAUCGUUAUGACGAGUCCAAACCUAUGUAUGGUGGACGUGGUGGAUGGCAUACGCAGCCUAAACCCAGAAGUUUCAAGGAUGCUGAGAACCCGAGGCACUAGAUUCUGAAUGCGUAGUAUUUCAAUGAAUAGCCAUGAUGUGGAUGACAGGACGCAGGAAAAGCACAUGAUAGUAUGUAUAGUGAUGCUAAUCCACGACCAUUUAUUUAG
Pseudocercospora fijiensis CIRAD86 is the source of this 2238-nucleotide messenger RNA. RefSeq lists its product as uncharacterized. NCBI's taxonomy places the organism in Eukaryota, Fungi, Ascomycota, Dothideomycetes, Mycosphaerellales, Mycosphaerellaceae. The record is from RefSeq and is a predicted model, not a curated record. Gene Ontology annotation, molecular function: alkaline phosphatase activity. Bases 1 to 2130 code for a protein of 709 amino acids. The transcript is spliced from 3 exons. Gene Ontology annotation, biological process: dephosphorylation.